AUCAGGCAGCACAAUAUUUUUCUGAGUGUUUCCGUGAUGCGUAAAGGAGGGACACAACAGGGAGUAACUUCUGUGCACUGGCACAUUCUCGCUCUUAUGGCAACGCAAAUAAGUACUGUGCGCGCGUAGUAAACUAGUGACAGUGCGCGCGCCGUGCGCAAGUUUACUCGUGGUUUUCAGUCCAGCAGUACAGUUGGUCGACCAGCUCCGCUUCUUUCAUGACUGGCGAAGAGGAAGUGAAGGUGGGGAAGAGUUCAUUUGCCGUGCUAUGCCUGCCCGCAACGGGGGGAAGAGUACGGUCGGUGCUGAUGGAGGACAAGGAGAGGACGAAGCAGCAGAAGGCGGCGACUGCAAAGAACCAGCUGAGGGGUAACCCGCACUCGCACGCUAUGGAGAUGACCGCCCGCAACCUGCACCCCAACUCCAAAGCAGACGGCAAAAAUUGCGACUGUUCGAGUAAUCGUAACGGGGGUGAUACAACCGAGAUCACUGUGCCGUUAUCUCCACUGGGUAAAAGAUUUUUACCGAUUGAAGGAGACAACCUCUAUAGACUAAGAGACAGAAAGUUUUUACUGGAGGACAAGAAGCGACUCUGUGCAUGGGCACUGGGCAUCGCGCUGCUUGGGAUUCUACUAAUGAUUCUACAUACGGAACUCUGCCCCGUCAUAUAUCUACCGAGCUCAGUCUACGCCUUUACCAUCACUUGCAUGAUCAGCCUGUCCACGGGUUGCCUUCUCUUUCUCAUUGUGGCCUUCCAUUACAAGGAUAUCCGGCUCUUCACUAUCGACCACAACCAGGUGGACUGGCGCAUCGCUAUGACCAGCCAGCGGCUGCUGGGCAUCUCUUUGGAGCUGGUGGUCUGUGCCAUCCACCCUAUUGCAAUCUACUGGGGGCCGGAGAUGGGGACACCAGGGCUGGCCGUCGACAGUGCCCAAGGAGGGCAGGCGGGCACGCAGGGCAACUUUUCAUCCCGCCCCCUCUGCUCUUCCAUCCGAAACAGCGAUCUCCUGGACCUGGUGCCCCUCCUUUCGUGCCUGAUGUUCCUGCGCCUCUACCUGGUGCACAGGGCCAUCCACCUCCACAGCAAGGUGCUCCUCAACGUCUCCUACAGGAGCAUCGGCUCGCUGAACAACAUCAACUUCACCUUCCGCUUUGUGCUGAAGGUGCUGAUGAACAAGUACCCCGGCCGCACCCUCCUGGUCUUCAUCGUCUUCCUCUGGGUGAGCGCCUCGUGGCUGCUCACGCUCUGCGAGAGGCAGAUCCGGGCGGAAACGGGCGACAUGCUCACGGCGCUCUGGCUCAUCGCCAUUACAUUCCUCACCGUGGGCUACGGGGACGUGUCCCCCAAAACCUUGUGCGGGAAGAUGGUGUGCCUGUUCACCGGAGUCAUGGGCGUGGCCUGCACCGCCAUGUUAGUGGCGGUCGUGGCCAAGUGGCUCGCGCUGAACAAAGGGGAGAAGCAUGUGCACUACUUCAUGAUGGACAUCCAGAUCUCCAAACGGCUCCGUCAUGCUGCGGCCAACGUGCUGAGGGAGUGCUGGCUCAUGCACCGCGUCAACUGCAGGAAGCAGAACCGCGGCGAGCACCGGCAACAGCAGAGGAGCCUGCUGGAGGCCAUCCGCAAGUUUCGGCACCUGCGGCUGAACCAGAGGAAGCUUCGGGACUACGCCAGCGAAAUGGUGGACCUGCCCAAAAUGCAGAUGAUCAUGUGUGACUUGAGUGCCAAGUGGAACAGCUCGUACCACGAGCUGGAGCAGCGCAUCGUCUCCAUGGAGCAGAAGCUGGACGAGCUGGGCCGCUGCCUGAACCACACCUCCGAAAUCCUGGCUCAGGCCGUCCAUCAGCACCGCGGGUACGAAAGGUGACUGUUUGCCCACGAAAGCUGUCCAGAAACCGAUUGGAAAUCGAGAUCUUCGUACAAACUGUCAAUUCUUCUGCCUGAAAAUGGUUCUUCUUAUAGAACCAAAGACCACUUUGACUUCUUUAAUGAUAAAAGGCAGACAACUUCCCCAAUGCCUGCUUUUUUAACACAAAACCGAGGCCUGAGUAGACAUGGACUGAUGCAUCAUAAAUGAGACAUAUCUGCAGAGAUGAGAGAACUGUCCUUUCAGUGAAAAGCCCUUUGAUAUGGACAAAGAAUGAUAUCUGGUUUAUUUACGCACAUGUCAAAAAUACGGCAAUAAUCAUCUCUGUCAAGGACUUUGUUCGGUUCAAGUCUGAAAUCUCAUGCACACGUCUCAUGGAAGCUGUUGUUGUUUAAAGGUUAUCUGCAAGAUGGCAGGAUGUGUGCAAGGGAAGCAGUUCCCACAACAUGAGUGACAUUGACAGAAGGAAGUUCAGCAUGCCUUUCACCUUUUUGAGGUGAAGGAUUGAGGCAAAUUGGAACAAGUUGUCUACCAUAUUGACUCCUAGUAAUUGUCACAAAUACGAAAAUCUGUGCGUACCAGUAAUGUAGUAUACUUUUCCAAAACUUUCCUUUCUUUGUGAUACAGUAGAACAUCAGAUUAACAUAAUGUAAAUAAUGUCAGACUCUCCUCUUGGAGCCAUAAACCCGUAACAAAUGAUUUUUGGCCCUGAAGCCAGCCACAUAUUCCAAUGUGUGACAUCCAGAUAUAUGCUCGACUGGUUUACAGACGUGACAUUUUGGAUGUGGCUGACAUUCUUCUUUACACCUGUGACUGUAGGUACAAAAAGGGUCAGAGGAAAACAGGCAAUGGUUAUGAUGGGAAUAUGUGUGACUGCAACAAGGCAGCAGGAAAGGGCACACAGAGAUGCUGAGGACGGGAAUGUCAGCAGGUCACCAUCGUCAGACACGUAGGCACAAACCAGUGUGUAACACUGUGUGCGCGAUUGUGAAAGGUUCAACUUCUAACGAAAAUGUUCAUGGCCACGCCACCCCUGUGAGAGAGAUCAGAGCGUGCUCAACAGGAAGACAACUUCUCGAAGGGUACAGCAGAAAACCCAGGACGCUGCCGUGACUGGCUGUACGCCACCACACAGUGAAAUGGCCCCCAGGACCCUCCCAAACUGUUUUGACACAACCCAAAGAGCAGAGUGUUCUUAAGAUGAGGAAAGGUAUCAUUUCUUUAGCAGUGCGCAGGUGGGCAGGUUCAGGGGUGCAGGUGUGACAGUAGGUGCAGUAGUGUGUAUACAGGCCACGGGUAGAUCGCUGUACUUUGUACAAAAUGGCGCCCUCUCGUGUAUUGAAUGACAACGCAACACAUUUGUGAACUGUGGUAGGACAACGCACACCUCACGGACUGGAAAUGCAAGGCCCAACAAAAGGAAAAAAAAUGCAGCCCUUUAAUUCAUUUUCAGCAAGUUCUUGCAUUCGAGAACUCAAAAACGUAAAUUAAAAAAAGGAAGAAAAAACAAUGUAAAUAAUUCGCACUCAAUAUCCGCACUGGGUUAUCCGCACUGGGUAUUACAAGAAAGCAGUAAAACUACUUAACGUCAUUUUAAAAAAGUAGGCUACGUAUUCAUUCUAAUUGAUUUAAUAAAAUCGCGAGCUCCGUGGAUGCGCGAAAAUAGGCGGGUGCCCGUGUCGAGAUGUGCAGCAGGUACGCAGCAGACAGCCUUACCUGCUGAGACUGAUUUCCCAGAGAGAAAUAAACACUUCACUGCGACGUCUAGCGCCAGCUUCGCUAGCGGCAGACAGAGGCCACACGAGACACCCAAUGUGUUAAUUGAAAAAAAAAAAGAAACCGUUGGUGUGUCACUUCCUUUGAUUUGAUUUGCGCUCGCGCUUCAGAAGAACCUCCGUGUUGUUGUGCGCGUGCUUUUCCUGCCUAAGAAAUAAACUGAUCGUCAAGCUGUUC
Molecule: messenger RNA, 3818 nt
Organism: Anguilla anguilla (European eel)
Lineage: Eukaryota; Metazoa; Chordata; Actinopteri; Anguilliformes; Anguillidae
Gene: kcnn4
Product: potassium intermediate/small conductance calcium-activated channel, subfamily N, member 4
Exons: 9
Coding region: 219-1865 (548 amino acids)
Biological process (GO): potassium ion transmembrane transport
Cellular component (GO): neuronal cell body; plasma membrane; neuron projection
Molecular function (GO): intermediate conductance calcium-activated potassium channel activity; small conductance calcium-activated potassium channel activity; calmodulin binding
Source: RefSeq, a predicted model, not a curated record